AUGUGUCAGGCUAAAAGAGCUUUAGUUGAAUGGAACGUUAACGGUACUUCAGCUCUAUUGAGCCGCAGCACCGCGUCUCGUUAUCACACCAUCUUAGCAAUGCUUCUUUUCUACCCAUAUCUCGUCAGACCCACAGACAAUCAGGAGGAAAUAUCUAAAGCGUCGGGCCCAGCAAAGCUGCACGACGUACUCCACCGAGAACCAGACUCUACCUCCAUACCCUCGAUCAAAAGUCUUACUAGUUAUGUCGAGAAUCAAAUAUACUUUGCCAUUUAG
This is a messenger RNA of Protopolystoma xenopodis, 276 nucleotides long. Lineage: Eukaryota; Metazoa; Platyhelminthes; Monogenea; Polystomatidea; Polystomatidae. The record is from the annotation of a GenBank genome assembly.